Molecule: messenger RNA, 1116 nt
Organism: Dioscorea cayenensis subsp. rotundata (Guinea yam)
Lineage: Eukaryota; Viridiplantae; Streptophyta; Magnoliopsida; Dioscoreales; Dioscoreaceae
Product: arogenate dehydratase 1-like
Exons: 1
Coding region: 5-1081 (358 amino acids)
Biological process (GO): L-phenylalanine biosynthetic process
Cellular component (GO): chloroplast; cytoplasm
Molecular function (GO): arogenate dehydratase activity; prephenate dehydratase activity; chorismate mutase activity
Source: RefSeq, a predicted model, not a curated record
UUUUAUGGCCAUUUCCAAUGGCAUGAUAUCUCUAACACUUUCUCCUCCACUUCCAUCCUCAAACAAACCCCCCCCUAAUUCCAUCUCCACCUCAAUCAACACCAUCCGUGUUGCCUUCCAAGGCUCUCCCGGCGCUUACUCCGAAUUCGCCGCUAAAACCGCCAUCCCUUCUUGCACCACACUCCCCUGCCGUUCCUUCUCCGACGCCAUCUCCUCCCUCUCCCUCAACCUCGCCGACCACGCCAUCCUCCCCGUCGAAAGCACCAUGGAAGGCACCGCCCUUCGCAACUACGACUUCCUUCUCCGCCACCCUCUCUUCAUCACCCAAGAAAUCAAUCUCUUUGUCCAUUACUGUCUUCUUGCCAUCCCCGGCGUCCUUCCCACCCACCUCAAAACUGUUAUCAGCCAUCCUAUGGCCCUUGCUCACUGUCACCGUUCUCUCACUCGUCUCGGCCUCAACCGUCAACCCGUCGAAGACACUGCAGGUGCUGUCGAGAUGCUUCUCGACAACCGUCUUCUUGACACCGCCGCCAUCGCCAGCCCUCGCGCUGCCCAACUUUACGGCCUCAAUGUUCUCGCUCAUGGCCUUCAGGAUGAGUCUUGGAACGUCACUCGUUUCCUCAUCCUCUCCAAACACCCCAAUAACAAUAACAACAACAACAUUGUAGAUCCAUUAACACCUGCUGCUGCUGCUGCAGGUGCAGCAGCAGCAAAUCAUGAUGAACAAAUAGUUAUUAGGAAAACAAGCAUAGUCAUUGCACACAGAGGUGGAUGCAUGCUUGUGAUUCUCAAAGUUCUCAAAGCAUUUUCUUCAAGGAAUUUAAACAUGACUAAACUGGAGGUUAUAAAUCAUGAUGAGGAAGAAGAAGGGAAGUCUCCGGUGAUGAUUUUGGAUGUGCGUUUGGAUGGGAAGAAAGGAUCUCUUAGAGCUUUUCCUCAUGUUUUGUAUGUUGACUUUGAAGGUUCCAUGGAGGAUUUUAGAGUCAGGGAAGCCAUUGAUGAGAUCUCUAAGUUUUCUGUGUUUGUGAGAAUUCUUGGUACUUAUUCUGCUGAUCCUAAUGUUUAUGAUCUUCAUUAUUAAUAUAAUUUAUUGUUGGGAUUGGUUUUUACUUUUUA